Molecule: messenger RNA, 915 nt
Organism: Eruca vesicaria subsp. sativa (arugula)
Lineage: Eukaryota; Viridiplantae; Streptophyta; Magnoliopsida; Brassicales; Brassicaceae
Source: the annotation of a GenBank genome assembly
AUGAGAUUCAAGAAAGGAACUAAAGUAGAAGUGUUGACCAAAUCAUCACUUCCAUCUGGUGCUUGGCGAUCUGCUGAGAUAAUCUCAGGUAAUGGCCAUUAUUACACUGUCAUGUAUGAUGCUGAUGAUAGUACACAGAGGGUACCAAGAAAGAGUAUGAGACCUGAGCCUCCUCAGAAAAUGCAAGUUGUACAUUCUUGGUCUCCUGGUGACGUUCUUGAAGUUUUCCAGAGCUGUUCCUGGAAGAUGGCCAUCUUUUCCAAGGUUUUGGAGAAUGGUUGUGUCUUGGUUAGAUUACUUGGCUCCUCAAUGAAUGUCAAGGCAAACAAAUCUGACAUCAGAGUUAGACAGUCUUGGCAAGACAACGAGUGGAUCAUGGUCGGACAGGGUGCAUCGAGAUUAAGCCCGCAGACUUCAACAGGAAAGUUAAGGAGCAAAGGCAAGACCAAUGAGUGUGAUGUACUUUCGACUAAAGGUCCAAAGAAACGGACCUACACUUUGGUUACACCACACAAUCAAACUACACAAGCUGAAGAAGAAGAUAGAGAGAGUAUUGCUUCUUCUGUUGGUAGUUGUAGCAUGGAAAUGAAUGGUUUAACUACUCUCUCUUUCACCCCCAUAGAAACAGGCCACUCUAGUGACACAGAGUCAUCUUCUUGCGGCUACAGAAGCAUCAAGUUCAAGAAGAAGUCUGGCUUUACAGCAAAAGGCUCAGAAGCUGCUGAUAUUCAUAGGUUAGAGUUGGAUGCAUACCGAUGCAGCAUCGAGAGAUUGCACGCAUCUGGACCGAUUAUAACAUGGGAACAAGAAACGUGGAUCACAAACCUCCGUCUGAGGUUGAACAUCUCCAAUGAAGAACAUCUGUUGCAGAUAAGAAACCUCAUCUCUGAUGAUAACAGUUCAACAUACAGAUAA